Messenger RNA from Spizellomyces punctatus DAOM BR117, 927 nucleotides. RefSeq lists its product as uncharacterized. Gene Ontology annotation, cellular component: ribosome; mitochondrial large ribosomal subunit. Gene Ontology annotation, biological process: ribosome assembly; translation. Lineage: Eukaryota; Fungi; Chytridiomycota; Chytridiomycetes; Spizellomycetales; Spizellomycetaceae. The coding region runs from base 34 to 816 and encodes 260 amino acids. The transcript has a single exon. Gene Ontology annotation, molecular function: structural constituent of ribosome. The record is from RefSeq and is a predicted model, not a curated record.
AAGAACUGGCCGGAUCCCAGCUGAGAUAUCACAAUGUUGGCAACAGCCCUACGCCGGAGGGCAAUUUUGCCAGUUGUUCCAGCGCCGUCUGGCCUCGGAAGACCAGCAGCUUGCGCUCGCCGCGCAACAUUGCGAUUUUCCAGUACAACACCUGCUGCACCCAAACCCCAAGCAGCCGCCUCCUCUCUCUUUCAAGCCGCCAAGGAGGAUGCUGAAUCGACAGGUGCUGUAAGCGGAACGACGAGCUCCGAGGAUGCUACAGUCCCAACACCAUCAAAGGCAACAGACAAGGCCAUUCCCACAUUCACAACCGGCGAUUUUCGUGUAUCGCCACGCAAACUCCUCCAUCUCGCCCGUCUCAUACGCGGAAUGCCCCUCCUCGAAGCCGAAGUCCAAAUGAAAAUGUCCAAAAAGCGCCCGGCUGAUCGAGUCCGUGCCAUGUUACAUCGAGCCGCAUCUGCACUACAACACAAUUAUGGAAAAGAUCCGAAAAGUUACAUUGUCCAGCAGGCGUGGGUUGGGAAAGGCACCUAUUUGAAGAGACUGAAAAUUCACGGCAAAGCCCGAUUCGGUGUCAUGCACCGUCCAGCAGGCCACGUGAAAAUUAUCUUGGCUGAGAAGAAGAUGGACAAAACCAAGCAGGAGAAGGACUUUGACAAAUUGGUGGACAUGUUCAAAAGGCAUAACCUGUAUAUUCCGCUGCGUGACAGUGAGCCUGUACGCUUCUUACAUCCCCCGUGGAGUAGAAAGCCAUGGAAGUAUGUGACGAGUCCAAAGUGGGUGGAUCCAAAGAAUGCAUUGGCGCGGGAUCGGUAGGGCUGGGGUGGAAGAUGGGAGCUACAUACGUCUAUGUCGGAUCAUACGGCUGUCAUGAUACACGUAUUUACAAUCUUUUUGAAAAUAUUAUUUACUCUACAAGGAAGGGAA